CUUCCUGGGAAGGUCAGCCGUCAUACUUAGGUGCAUUGACAAAGGACCCACACCUGUCAAAGUGUAGGGUUCAGUUGUCUAGACUGCCCAGGGUACCCAGCAGCCACGCUGUCUCCGACGAUGACAGCGAUGAAUGCUCGGAAGCCCCCACAAGCCACUGCCACUACCAACAGCCCCAGCAGCCCUACUGUCUCCAAAGAGGGCCUCGCAGAAGCAGCCCCCACAAACCGCGCCGAUUCCACCGCCACCGCCACCACAAACAGCCCAAGCAACCCCGCUGUCUCGAAUGAAAAAUGCUCUGAAGCAUCCCCCACAAGCCGCUCCGCUCCCAUCGAGCAGAAGCGAGUUCAGUCACAGGUCGAUGCUUCUGCCAUACCAGACGAGCGCCAAAAGGAGUGGGAGCAGGGGAUGGAGGAAGCGGCGAAAGACUUGGACAUAAUAGUCACCGAGGCGAGGGAGUCGCUAAACGAAGACCAAGACAUAAAUUCGCCGACGGAUAUUGAUGAGCCGUCGUCGGAGUUAUCACUUCCCAUAGCCUGGAAGACGUUCAUUAGCGUCGAAGAGGCCAAAGAGAUGGAGGAGGUCUUCCGCGACCAAAUAAAGUGGGCUGCAGAGUGCAACAAAUCCAUCACGCGGUAGAUGGUCCGCACUAUCCGGGGGGACCGCUGGCCGCGUCUCUCGGACAACCAGCUUGGGCUAACUCUUAACCCUUUGCAUGCUGAGAAAUUUGUCGUCUGCUAAAAUGCCGUCUGCUGAUUUUCUAAAAUUAGCAUUUUCUUGUUGUUGUUUUUUUCAAAGAAUACUAUAAGAAUAGCAAACAGUUUGGAACCUGAUGAGACGCCACGUUCUUAUAGGUUUUGUACUGUUUAAGAUGGAUACUCAAAUAAUUCAAUUGUUGUUAACUGGUGUAAUGACAUUUGUACUUUUGGCAACUUUUUAAACUGUCUAAAGCAAGAAUCGGAAUAUAAGACCAAAGAUUGAACAUUUUCGUUCAUAUCUAAUAUCAGAUUAAAAAUUGAAUAAAUACAUGUAAUGAUAAUAAUCAGUCGGAAAAAUUUAGAACAAUUUGGAACCAAUUGUUACAAUGACUCCAAACUCUGCAUAUGUAAGUGUUUAUUUAUCCCUUUUUCUGUUAUAUUCAUUAUUGUUAACAUCUGUAAGCAACAUGGAUAGUAAGUUGGUUCCUUUUCCCUAGUUCCUUAUUCCGUUUUUUAUAAGGAAUAAGGAACAGUUCCUAAUUCCUUCUUCAAGCUUAACAUAUUUGAUGUAGGGUUUUGAAUAAAAACAUUAAAUACAUUCCUUCAGUUAAUCAAAACAAAAUAACUCGAAUACAUUUACUUUAUGUAUUACGUUACAUAUUCAUGUUUCUUCUUCGCGCUUGCAGAGGAUUUCUUGUUUAAACCGAAUCGAAAUUUUCUAACUCGAUUACUAAUUUCAUAUCAACAGAACCAAAAGCAUAUAACAUUAUUUUACAUGUAUGUGAUAUAAAAGUUCAAUCUUUUACAUUUCAACAUUUUUUUCUAUCAUCCAGUUCCCUUUUUGCGGCUGAAUAACGAAAAAGGAACCAGUUCGUUAUUCCUUACUCAAGCCGAAUAAGGAACUGAAAGUUUCUUACUUAAACAUCAAUAUUUCUUAGUUCUCUUUUGUAAUGAUAACCAAGAUCGCCGUGGCGUAGUGGAUAUGUUGUCCGCCUAGCGAUGGGGAGAUCACGGGUUCGAUCCCCACUGUGGGGGCGUUCUUUAGAUCUCCCCCAUAGACACCAAGGAAACGGACUCGAGAGCGUUUCAUAUAAGCUUAGGCUUGUUAUGCAAUCGAGCUUAAAUAAAUAGGUUUAAAAAAAGUGCCUUUUUCGCGGCUGAACAAUGAAAACGUUACGAGUUCCUUAUUUCACAUCAACAAAUGAACUUAAUUAUCAUAACUUAAAAUUAGGUAGAAAUGUACGUCAAUAAGUAGUUUAAAUAUGCAACCUGCAGGCUUGCUUUUAUGGUGACGUUUUGAAAUCACUGUGCAUCCUAAAUCAUAUCCCCUCGUAACAGAAGUUUUCUUAUAAACGUUUUAAAAAAUAUGUUAAGCUUAAAUACGGAAUGAGGAACUUUUCUUUAUUACUUAUUCGAAAAAGAAAUAAGGAAAAAGGAACCAAUUUACUCUGCAUUUUGCUUACUGAUUUAUUUCUCCAACACAUACGUAGCUUGAUUAACUAGAGUUGUUUCAAUUGCAUUCAAUAGUAGAUGGUUAAGUUGAGAUUGAAAAAUCAGCAGUGUGGCGCAGUGGAUGCAUGCUGGGCAAAUAACCCAGAGGUCCGAGGAUCGAAACCUCGCUCUUCUAGAAAUUAAAAAAUACAGCUUUUUCAAGUCUCCUCAGUGCAAGACUCCCCACCGGAUCAGUACUUAAUUUGCUUGUUACAUGGACAUUUUCACAGAUUUUUGCAUGUACAGUAUUGAAGUUUGUAGUUUAUAUUGAUAAAUGUAAACAUUGGAUAUUAAAAGCUCCAGUUAAAAAAAAACAAGAAUACAAUUCAAGAAAGAAAAAAAGUAACCCUCAACUGGGCUCGAACCACUGACCCCUGGAGUUAAAGUCUAUCGCUUAGACCAUUCGGCCAUCUGUGCUCAUACAAGAAGUGAUGUAUUUUAUACUUUAUAUAAGCAAUCCUCGUAGUAUCACAAAAUAAAACAAAAACAACAGAACUCUCCAAAUUUUUCUAUCGUUUCGCGUUGCAACGUUUUAUAAUUUUCAGGUUUUAAAGUCGUCAAAAGAUGCAUAUCAUGGAUAUUGUUAAGCAUGUUAAAUGUUCAGUGUUACUGUUUCCUCAUUAAUAUCAUACCUACAACAAAAAUGUGCGAAUCUGAAACAUUUUUUUUUAUUUUGUAAAUUUACGAAAACGUGAAAAGGCCACUUUACGAGAGAAACAAUCGUGAUUCUUAUGAACUUCUACACGGACGUGUUAAUACAAAAAAAUGCUGUUUAAAUAACCGAUGAAAAGAAUAAAAAAUACGGGUAACGAUUCCUGUACCUCUCGCAUGCUAAGCGAGCGCUCUAACACUUGCGCUAAUCCCCCACCCUCUUAUAGUUGUAUGGGUUUUAGUCGAAGGUUUAGUUAUCACACGGAGU
Molecule: messenger RNA, 3108 nt
Organism: Dreissena polymorpha
Lineage: Eukaryota; Metazoa; Mollusca; Bivalvia; Myida; Dreissenidae
Exons: 3
Coding region: 121-639 (172 amino acids)
Source: RefSeq, a predicted model, not a curated record